Messenger RNA from Drosophila navojoa, 1062 nucleotides. It is a transcript of the gene vex, whose product is annotated as somatomedin B and thrombospondin type 1 domain containing protein vexed. The record is from RefSeq and is a predicted model, not a curated record. Lineage: Eukaryota; Metazoa; Arthropoda; Insecta; Diptera; Drosophilidae.
GAAAUGGCUCUUCUCCUGCCCGCCGCACUCACGCGCAGUCAUCGCACCAACGAGAGCAGCGACAGCCGCCACAAUCUGCAUUCGCGCUAUCGCGACUCCUACAAGCACAAUCGGGAUCAUGAAUACUGCGUGGAGUUCGAGGUCAUCAAGGCAUCCAAGGCCUGCCACAAGCUGCCGCCCUACAACCUGAUGCUGGAGGGUGAUCGCAUAACUGUGCGCUGUGACCUCGAGGCGCUGGUGCAGGACAAAGAUGCUGAGGCUGCUGUGGGGAAGGCGGGCAGCAGAGGCGCAACAGCAACAACAACAACAACAACAACUACAACGCAUAAGACUCUAAUGGCACAGCCAUAUCUAACAGAGGAGGGCGAGGAGAACAGCAGCAGCAGCAACAGCAAUGACAAUGACGAUGAUAACGAGGACGAGCAGGAGCAGGAGCAGGAGGAGGAGGAGGAGGACACCGAGGAGGAUGAUGCACAAAAUAUGCUCGACUCCGAGGCGGAUGGCGAUGCGGAAGCGGAAACGGAAGCGGAGGCGGAGGCGGCCAGCCGCGAGAGCUAUGGCUACAAGCACCAGAGGCCAUCAUCGCAUCAUCCACGCGCUGCAACGUCCAAGCGCAGCGCCAGUGCUGCGGCGCCCAUGUUGCCGCCGGCGCUGCAGCCACAACAGCAACAGUUGCUGCUCAACUAUCACUGCCGCGGCGAGGGGCUGUCGGGUCGCACGACGCGCUGGAGCGCGUUGCCGGCGCCGUCAUGUCGCGGCAAGUGGCUGCGCCUGACCAUCGGCCCACCCAAGAAAUGCAACCACGCGCAAUUCAUAUUCGUCUAAGCAGCUGCCACAGCAGGAGCAGUAUUCGCAGCCAUCCAAUGCAAUAAUUGGAUAAAUAUUCACUUUUUUUUUUUAAAUCUGAUCGAGGACGUCAAUAUAUAUGUGUAGGGUAUACGCGUAGUCUAUGUAGCGAGUUCAUCAAACCCAAGAGCCCAUCCCAGAGCCCAAGCCUAUCUCUCCAGUUCCCAUUGGGUAAUAGCCAUACAUAAUUAACGGCUUACGUUAUAACGGCUAUAA